CAAUAAGUUAGUUAACUCAACAAGAAUUGCUGCCAAGUAUGACAAGCUAAUUAGAUCUAAUCCAAUGUGGAAGAUUUCAAGCUUGAAACAACACAUUCAAGAAGAUAUGUUUGCCAAUGUGACUAUUGCUCAGGUGAAGAGAGCUAAGAAGAUUGUGAUGAAAAAGUGGCUGGAUGCAAGGAAAGGUCAGUAUAGCAGAAUAUUUGACUAUCAGUUGGAGCUGUUAAGGAGUAACCCAGGUAGCACAGUAGUGGUUAAAUUGGAACCAAAUCAAGUGAAGCCUAUCUUCCAUAGGAUAUAUAUCUGCUUAGAGGCAUGCAAAAAAGGGUUCAUGGCUGGCUGUAGGAAGGUUAUUGGAUUUGAUGGCUGCUUUUUCAAGGGAGCAACCAAUGGAGAGCUUUUAUGUGCAGUAGGGAGGGAUGCCAACAACCAGAUGUACCCUUUGGCUUGGGCAGUUGUUGAAAAAGAGAACAAUGAUAGUUGGGACUGGUUUUGUUCUUUACUUUUCAGAGAUGUGACUGUGCUAGAUGGUGAAGGUUGGGUGAUUAUAUCGGAUCAACAGAAGGGUAUCAUCACCGCAGUUUCAAACUGGGCACCGAGGGCUAAACAUAGGAAUUGCGCCAGGCAUAUUUAUGCCAACUGGAGGAUGAAGUUCAAGAACAAGGAAUGGCAGAAGCCAUUCUGGGCUUGUGCAAAGGCUGCAAGUGUAAGCUUUUUCAACUAUUGUAGAGCCAAGCUUGCUCAACUUACGGUCCUUGGAUCUAGAGCAAUGUUGAAAACUGAUCCAAAGCAUUGGUGUAGAGCAUGGUUCAAAUUAGGUAGCAAUUGUGACUCUGUCGACAAUAAUAUGUGCGAAAGUUUUAACAAGUGGAUAGUAGAAGCUAGGUUUCUCCCAAUUCUUUUCAUGCUAGAGACAAUUAGGAGAAUGGUGAUGGUUAGAAUACAAGAGAACAGAGACAAGUGUGAGAAAUGGGAUGAUCCUAUAUGUCCUAAUAUAAACAAGAAAUUAAGCAAGGCCAUCGAUGUAUCUGGUAUAUGUCAUGCAGUUAGCAAUGGAAAUAACUGUUUUGAGGUGCAACAUGGAUCUCAAAGGUUUACAGUUGAUCUCAAUCAAAUGACCUGUAGCUGUAGGUAUUGGCAGUUAUCUGGUAUAGUUUGUGCUCAUGCCGUCUCUGCAAUCCAUCAACACACCAAUCAGUUACAUGGUUAUGUGGCUAGUUGUUACUCAGUGGAAGCAUUCAAGAAAACCUAUGCAUAUUGCCUGCAACCAGUUGAAGGACCCCAAGGUUGGCCAGAAUCAGACAAGCCUAAACCACUAGCUCCUAGAUAUGUUAAGAUGCCAGGAAGGCCUCGGAAAGAGAGAAAAAGAGAGGGUACUGAAAAACCAAAAGCUACCAAAGUUUCGAGGGUUGGAACUUUGAUUAGAUGCAGGAAAUGCAAGUGCACUGGUCACAAUAAAACUACAUGUCCAGGAAAUGCCGCUUCAAGUUCAAAUGGAGCAGCUACUGUUGGACAAAAUGCAGCUUCAGGAAAUGCCGCUAGAUCAUUUACCAAGUCAAGAAGCAAUGCAAAAGCCUCCAAGAUGUCUAGUUCCCAGGCAAAUGUGAAAACAUCCCAACAAAGCACCAACCGUAAAAGAGCAUCUACAACUGAUGAGAACCUUGGUCCUGUGCAAAAGAGGGCAAAUAAAUCCCUAGGACUGCCUAAGCACAAGAUGAAGGCUUCCUCCAAUAUUGCUGUAAAAAAUGUGACAGUGAACGUGCAGUCUAGUUCAUCAUUUACAGUCAAUGUUACAUCUGGUGCUGCAAGUGCUCAAGUUGGAGGAAAUAAAAGAGCAAAGAAAGUCCCAGCAAAACUACUGGACUAGUACUGUACUUGUACUGAU
Molecule: messenger RNA, 1885 nt
Organism: Triticum aestivum (bread wheat)
Lineage: Eukaryota; Viridiplantae; Streptophyta; Magnoliopsida; Poales; Poaceae
Exons: 2
Coding region: 65-1867 (600 amino acids)
Molecular function (GO): zinc ion binding
Source: RefSeq, a predicted model, not a curated record